Messenger RNA from Capronia coronata CBS 617.96, 3129 nucleotides. RefSeq lists its product as uncharacterized. Gene Ontology annotation, biological process: regulation of DNA-templated transcription. Gene Ontology annotation, molecular function: sequence-specific DNA binding; zinc ion binding; protein binding. Lineage: Eukaryota; Fungi; Ascomycota; Eurotiomycetes; Chaetothyriales; Herpotrichiellaceae. The transcript is spliced from 5 exons. The record is from RefSeq and is a predicted model, not a curated record. Gene Ontology annotation, cellular component: nucleus. The coding region runs from base 1 to 3129 and encodes 1042 amino acids.
AUGAAUGGCUCGCAAGGGUUCUACACACAGCCUUAUCCAGCCUUGGAUGGGCGGCAGUCCAUGGAUGGCUACGCACAGGACGACAGUAUGGACAUCGUCUCCGGAACCAUGGAUCCCACGGCUUUAGGUCAACCGCAGACCCUCCACCAGAUCGUCAGUCAGAACACCGAGGAAUUGAUGCGCAGACGGCAGACCUUCCAGGCUCAUUACCCUCAACUGUCUCAAGACCGCACUCGGAGGACGUCCAUGCUUGAAUUCAAUUCCUCGGUCGAUGGCGACUUUGCCAAUUUUCAGUUUGAUCCCCUCCCGGGCGACUCGUCCUUGGCCAUGCCCGAUCCCGCAUCCAACAUGUUACCGAUGCAGAAGUCUCUCGACCCUCGAAGAGUCCGGUCUCGCGAAGACUUGUCCUUGAACGCCCGCUUUUCCCGGAUGCAGUCCAAUUUCGACGCUGUGUCAACGUAUAACCCCGGCAUCAUGUCGAGCACAUCGGUCGGUGUCGAAUCCUCUGCCGCCUACAUGUCCUCUACGAUGGAUAUCCAAAUGGAUUUUGAGACCAUGGGGGUUCCGGUGAACAACGUGAACAUGCAGUCUGGUCCGAUGCAAGAAUCUUUGUUCACUGCGUCGCCGAUAGACCCAGAUUUCCCCAUCUCUUACCAGCCAUCCGGCCAGGAUCCGGGUGGCGGAUCUAUGAGCCCUCCUAUCCAUGAUCACAUGGCGACUAUGGCGCAGGCCAUGUCAUCUAUUCCACAGUCCUUCCACAAUCCGACAUCGUCUCUCCAUGCACGACAUUCUGCCUCAUCAGGCGUCUCAAUGGCGUCGGGCCCUGGCCAAACGCUGCCGUCCCCGCCGUCUGUGCAGCAAGCCACGUCUAGAAACCUUUCAAUGGUGGACGUCCCUUCCGCUUUCACCAAUCAUGCGGAUCUGCCAGCGAACCCACGCGGGCCAAAUCCCACCGCCUUACCACACAUGCCUCAGAUGCAAGGCGUGCUACAGCCUCUCCCCAAAUAUGCCAAUGCCUAUUCUUCUAGUGGUUUCGACAUGCUGGGUGUUCUGAUGCGUGUCGCGACGAGACCCCGGCCCGAAAUCAAUAUUGGCCCCGUCGACCUAUCCUGUGCUUUCGUCGUCUGCGAUAUUGAGAAAUUUGAUUUUCCGAUUGUGUACUGUUCGGAAAUGUUUGAACGAUUGACUGGCUAUACCAAGCAUGAAAUUCUAGGUCGGAACUGCCGCUUUCUGCAGUCGCCAGAUGGCCAAGUGCAGCCGGGUUCGAAGCGGAAGUAUGUCGAUGAUAGCUCCGUCCUGUACCUCAAGAACCAGAUCAGCAAGCGAUCGGAAGCGCAGCUGAGUUUGAUCAACUAUCGCAAAGGCGGCCAACCGUUUAUGAACCUCCUCACCAUGAUCCCGAUCCAAUUCGACUCUGAGGACUACAAGUUUUACGUCGGAUUUCAGGUCGAUCUGGUCGAGCAGCCAAACUCGGUCUCGGGCCGAAAUCCAGAUGGAACCUAUGCGAUCAACUACGACCGGAGCUCUCUUCCUGCUUACGCUCUCCCAGCUCCCCCAGAUUCAAGCCAAGCAAUACAAGAGAUUGGCCAGACGAUCCCAAGAGACGAGGUCUCCAAGGUGUUGACCACCAUCGGCCGUGGCGACCCGGGUCUUUCCCAGCGGGUCUGGGACAAGAUCCUCUUGGAGAACACCGACGACGUGAUACAUGUUCUGUCCCUCAAAGGGCUCUUUCUCUACUUAUCCCCCUCUAGCCGCAAAGUUCUCGAGUAUGAAGCUAGUGAGCUGGUGGGUGUUGCCUUGUCAUCAUUGUGCCACCCCAGUGACAUUGUCCCCGUUACCCGAGAGUUGAAGGACUCGUCGAAUGGAUCUCCCGUCAAUGUGGUGUAUCGAAUUCGUCGGAAGUUCAGUGGCUAUACUUGGUUUGAAGCCCAUGGCGGCUUACAUACCGAACAAGGAAAAGGCAAGAAGUGCAUCAUCCUUGUGGGCCGGGAGAGACCCGUCUAUGCCCUGGAUCGCUCGGAGCUCCUGGCCGAGAACAACCUGGGCGAGAGCGAAUUGUGGUCCAAGAUCUCCACAUCGGGCAUGUUUUUGCAUGUCUCAUCCAAUUCUCGAGUCAUGUUGGACCGGUUACCCGAGGAUCUGGUGGGAACCAGUCUGCAAGUUCUGAUGAGACCGGAUGCCCGGCGGGAGUUUCUGCGUGCGCUCGAAAUGGCCCGUACGGGGGAGAAAGUGACUUUCAGGCAUGACCUCCUGAACAGACGAGGCCAGGUCCUGCAUGCUCAAACAACCAUAUAUCCGGGCGAUGCUCGACCAGGCUUUAAGCCUACCUUCCUCCUGGCACAAACUCGGUUGCUCAAACUCACCCGUGCCGCUUUAUUAAGUCAGAAGUCGAUGAGCGCGUCAUCAACAUCGACUGAUCCGAAAUCGCAAACGUCUGCUCAGUCUUCCAGCACCGUGACCAAUGGUUCUUCGACAUCUCUUCCCCCCAACGAUACCAAAAUGUCCGGCUCCGGGGGGGCUGUGACGCGACCCGGAGGUCAGGGUCUGUGUCUGGGCAACCAGGAUGAGGCACUGAACUCGGAAGACAAUCUCUUCGAUGAGCUGAAGACGACCAGGAGUUCGAGUUGGCAAUUCGAACUUCGACAGAUGGAACGUCAAAACCGGCUGUUGGCCGAAGAACUACAAAUCUUGCUGAGCCGCAAGAAGAAACGGAAGAGAAGAAAAGGGCUGGGACAGCUGGAAAAGGAUUGUGCCAAUUGCCACACGCGGGUGACGCCCGAAUGGAGACGAGGACCUAGUGGAAAUCGUGACUUGUGCAACAGUUGUGGUCUGAGAUGGGCCAAACAGAAUGGACGAGUGUCUCCUCGAAAGCCUGGUGGCCAAAGUGAUAAAGGGGGAACCUCCCCUGCCCAGGCCGCGGCGACCAAGACCGAGGUCAAGUCCGGCGUAUCAUCUGAGACAAAUGGUGGCGGCAGCGGCAGCAAUGGAGUGUCCACAAACGCCAUGAACCCCUCCUCGAGAUCACCCCGCGAGCAGGAGAGACGUGACACAGGGCAAUGGCGAGGACUACUUCCCCCGAAGAUCGAAGAGGGAGAGGAACCACCACACCCGACAGUAUUGCCCACUUGA